AUGACAAUUGUUGGUCCUCAUAGCAGACAAUCCUUUCUUAGGUAUUAUUUGAACUAUAAGAAGAGUGGAAAACCUAAAUGUGUGAUGUUCUACAAUAAUGGUGAAUGGUUGGAUUAUCCUAGAGAUAUUGUUAGUUUGGUCAAGAAUGAUCUUGAAAUGAAAAAGGCAGCUGUGGAAAUAAGGCUAAAUGGUUGUGAACUUAUACUAGAUUUUUUAUACAUGUGUCAGGUGGACUUGAAAACUGAUUUGCAACAACCAAUAGCAUGGAUUGAUGAGGUAGGAGGUUGCUUUUUCCCUAAAACUUGUGUUGUUUCUGAUGGCAAAUCUUAUAACUUAUGGGAACAUGAGAGAGUGAAAUUAUGUAUUGAAAUCAAAGUGAACGAGGUUGAUGAAUCCAAGUUGAGGGAGUGUAGUGGGGAGCCUAAGGAUACUCAACUAGAAGUUGGAACUAUGCUAAACAGAUUGGAAUGUGGAAAUGUUUGUGAAUCCAUUAUACAGAAUAAAGUAGGUUUUGUUCCUUAUGCUGAAUCUAUACAAGGAAAUUUGGAUUUGGAUGAUGUACAGAAGAUUUUCCUUAAUGGAAUGAACAUUUUUGACAGUAUUUAUGUUGAGAUAGUGGAGGCAUAUCGCUGCUCAGGUACAUUAAUGCAAGCACAAUUGGAGCUAUUCCAGACUCAAGCUAAAAUUACAAAAGAACUACAUGGGGAUGCAAAUUUUCGAUAUGCUUGGCUUCCUUUUUCUAAAGAAGAUUUAUCUACAAUGAUGAAGUAUGGACUUGGGCAUUAUCCACUCUGUGCAACCAAAUGCACGUACGGUGCUGGUGUUUAUCUUGCAGUUGUUACCUGCCCUUAUGCCAGUGCUCGUUAUUGUGAUAUAGACGAAAAGGGUGUUCGACACUUGGUUCUUUGUCGCUUAAUAAUGGGGAGCAUGGAAGUUCUUUUUCCUGGCAUUGGCUCCGCUACCGGUCAAUUUCAACCCAGCAAAUCUAAAUAUGAUCCUGGAGUUGAUGACAUCCAAUGCCCAAGAUACUAUACAAUAUGGAAUACGAAUAUAAAUACUCACAUUUAUCCAGAAUUCGUUAUUAGUUUUAAGGUCUCAAGAAAUGCUGAAGAUGAAAAAUUUAUAAAAGAUUUUGGAAUUUGGAAAUAG
Messenger RNA from Lotus japonicus, 1149 nucleotides. Its product is annotated as probable inactive poly [ADP-ribose] polymerase SRO1. Gene Ontology annotation, molecular function: NAD+ poly-ADP-ribosyltransferase activity. The coding region runs from base 1 to 1149 and encodes 382 amino acids. Lineage: Eukaryota; Viridiplantae; Streptophyta; Magnoliopsida; Fabales; Fabaceae. The record is from RefSeq and is a predicted model, not a curated record. The transcript has 3 exons.